Molecule: messenger RNA, 459 nt
Organism: Calliphora vicina (urban bluebottle blowfly)
Lineage: Eukaryota; Metazoa; Arthropoda; Insecta; Diptera; Calliphoridae
Product: acyl-CoA-binding protein-like
Exons: 2
Coding region: 98-349 (83 amino acids)
Biological process (GO): fatty acid metabolic process
Molecular function (GO): fatty-acyl-CoA binding
Source: RefSeq, a predicted model, not a curated record
GAACUUUCUAAAAUUUUGCUAUAAAUUAGCAAAUCAAUUUGAAAUUAAACAUAGUACUUUUGUUGAACUAAACUAAGUAACAUCUCAAUUUAUAAAAAUGGAUUUCGCCACCGCCUGUGAAAAAGCCAAGUCUUUCACCAAGACUCCCCCCAAUGAUGUCUUCUUGGAAUUCUAUGGUCUCUUCAAACAGGUCACCGCUGGUGAUUGCAAUGUCCAAAAGCCCAGUGCUGUUGACUUGAAGGGCUCUGCCAAAUGGACUGCCUGGAAUGCCAACAAAGGCAUGAGCCAAGAUGCUGCCAAGGCUGCCUAUAUUGCUGCUUACGAAAAAUAUGCUCCUCUAUAUGCUUAAGGCGUUUUAGAAGUUCUUGUCACAAUUGAUCCAUCUCCCUCUUUUUAUAAUGUAAAAUAAAUUAUUGUUAAAUUAAAUUAAUAAAUUUAAUGAUUAUUGUUAAAACUAAA